Messenger RNA from Macadamia integrifolia, 3227 nucleotides. Its product is annotated as protein STRUBBELIG-RECEPTOR FAMILY 5-like. Bases 336 to 2675 code for a protein of 779 amino acids. Gene Ontology annotation, molecular function: protein kinase activity; ATP binding. The transcript has 14 exons. Gene Ontology annotation, biological process: regulation of DNA-templated transcription; protein phosphorylation. NCBI's taxonomy places the organism in Eukaryota, Viridiplantae, Streptophyta, Magnoliopsida, Proteales, Proteaceae. The record is from RefSeq and is a predicted model, not a curated record.
AGGGACCGCAUAAGAAACCAAUCGUCUCAAAAAGGAAGUGAAAACUCUUAAAAAACAAAAAGAAAGCCAAAUCACCAAAAGUAGAAGAAAGAAGGGAAAGCACUCUUCGAGUCUCGUCUAUGUUUAUCCCCAAACCAAAUCCAUUUCAGCAAGCAAACCCAGAAGGAUAAACAGAGACGGGGAGAGAGAGAGAGAGAGAGAAGGGUACCCAACUACCCAUUCAUGAAUCUAUUCAUCAUCUCGUAUUCCUUCAUCGGUUUGGUCGGUUUGGUUGGGUAGUAAUUUCUCGCUAGAAGCAGGAAAGAAAAUCCAUUGGGUAUUGUUGAAUCGCCCUAAUGGACACCCCUCCAGCUGAGGAGCUGCUGAAGAAGAUCCAAGAGCUCGAAGCCGGCCACGCUCACCUCAAACAAGAGAUGUCGAAGUUGUUGCAUACCAGUGGCGGCACCGGUUCUGGCACUGGCAGCGAUGGCAAAUCGUUCCACGGGCAUCAGCGUUCGCAUUCGGUAUCGCCAGAGAGAUCGAGAAUGGGCGUUCCGAGGAGGAAAACUGGUGGUGGGCUCGAGGGAGCUGCUGCCUCCUUGAAGCAAAGCUUACCGUCUUCAAGACAGUCGUCCCCGUUACAAAGGGAGAGCAGCAGCCGUGAUGCUCCCAGUCCGAGACCAGCUGGCCCUGCAGCCGUUAAUUUUACGGAUAAACAGUACCUUAAUAUUUUGCAGUCUAUGGGUCAGUCAGUUCAUAUACUUGACCUCAAUGGCCGCAUAAUUUACUGGAAUCGAACAGCUGAACACGUUUAUGGUUAUCCUGCUUCAGAAGCUCUUGGUCGGGAUAUGAUUGAGCUCCUUACAGAUGCCCAUGACUUUGACGUAGCGAGUAAUAUGAUAAACCGUAUAACCAUGGGAGAGAGCUGGACUGGCCAAUUCCCUGUAAAGAAUAAACUGGGGGAGCGUUUUCUAGCCAUCGUUACCAACACUCCAUUCUAUGAUGAUGAUGGUACUUUGGUAGGGAUUGUUUGUGUUUCGAACGAUUCACGGCCCUUUCAAGAAAUGCAGCGCCCAUACUCUGUUACAAAGCCUUCGGAAGCUGAUUCCGGCUUUUCUCGGUCAAGGAUUACCACAGCUAUGAAACCAACUUUAGAUUCUCACCAACCUCUGCAAGUUGCAAUUGCCUCAAAAAUAUCAAAUCUGGCUUCUAAAGUGACUAACAAAGUCAAGUCAAGAAUGCGGACUGGCGAGAACAGUAUGGAGCGUGAAAGUGGGAGCGGAGAUAGUCAAUAUUCUGAUAAUGGUUUCUCAGAUGCGGUUUUCUCUGACCAUAGAGAGGAUGCUACUUCCAGUGGAGCCAGCACACCUAGAGAAGACAUACCGCCGUCUCCCUUUGGUGUGUUUUUGCAGGGUGCUGUGGAUGAAAAAUCCCCAGGAAAAUCCUCAAAAGAUUCUGGUGCCGAAGGUGUGGGAAAGUCUGGGAUCCAGAAGAUCAUUACUGCAAAGGCAGAAGCAUGGAUCAAUAAAAAGGGGAUAUCUUGGCCUUGGAAGGGGAAUGAGCGGGAUGUGCCGGAGGCAAGGACUACACGUUUUGUCUGGCCUUGGUUGAAUCAUGAUCAAGAAAAUGAAUUUGGUCAUCAGAAGAAAACUGAUUCAGGCAUGAAGCCUGAAAGCCGAGGUGGUGAAAGUAACCGGCCCAAUAAUGAGGCUUCUGGGUCCUGGUCCUCCUCAUUUAAUGUCAACAGCACAAGUAGUGUGAGUAGCAGUGGAAGUACCAGUGGUAGUGCUGUUCAUAAAUUGGAUAUGGAUUCUGACUGCUUGGAUUAUGAAAUCUUGUGGGAGGACUUAACAAUUGGAGAACCGAUUGGGCAAGGUUCUUGUGGAACUGUAUAUCAUGGCCUUUGGUAUGGCUCGGAUGUUGCAGUCAAAGUGUUCUCCAAGCAAGAGUAUUCGGAAGAAGUAAUACUUUCCUUCAGACAAGAGGUGUCACUUAUGAAGAGGCUCCGACAUCCAAAUGUGCUACUCUUUAUGGGUGCAGUUACUUCUCCUCAGCGUCUUUGCAUUGUUACAGAGUUCCUCCCACGCGGAAGCUUGUUUCGGUUGCUACAGCGGAACACAACUAAACUGGACUGGAGACGGCGUGUUCACAUGGCUUUGGAUAUUGCACGAGGCAUGAAUUAUCUUCAUCACUGCAACCCACCUAUAAUCCAUCGAGAUUUGAAGUCAUCAAAUCUUCUGGUUGAUAGGAAUUGGACAGCGAAGGUUGGUGACUUUGGUCUCUCACGUCUAAAACAUGAAACUUACCUGACAACCAAGACUGGGAAAGGAACGCCACAAUGGAUGGCCCCUGAAGUUCUUCGAAAUGAGUCUACAGAUGAGAAGUCCGACGUGUACAGCUUUGGGGUGAUACUCUGGGAGCUUGUCACUGAGAAGAUCCCCUGGGAAAAUCUUAACUCAAUGCAGGUCAUUGGUGCUGUUGGGUUCAUGAAUCAACGACUAGAGAUCCCGAAAGGUUUGGAUCCACAGUGGACAUCUAUAAUUGAGAGCUGCUGGCAUAGUGAUCCACAUUGUCGACCCACAUUUCAAGAGCUGUUAGAAACGCUUAAAGAUCUGCAGAGGCAAUAUUCCAUUCAAUCCCAGUUGAAUCGUGCAACGCCUGGGGAUGCCACACCAAAAGCGCCACCCAAAGAUUGAAGGGUGCAUAUAGACAUAUCCCAAGUUAAAAUGAGUUAUGGCAUAUCUUCUGUGCUUUCGCUUAUGUUUUUGGUGUUUCCAGCAGAAGUAUCAAUUGUGGUUGGUUUGACCCUGGUUCACCAUCAACCCUGGACAAGGUAGCGAAGGGAGGGGAAAAGGAAUAUGGCUUCAGGAUGUGUUAAUAGCAGUGGGAUAAGCAGGCAUAAUUUUGAUGUUGGUGAUUAAUGUGAGUGUUCCUGAUCUGUACGAUCUGAAGCCAACAGGCAGAAGAGCCAGUGUUCAUACUUCAAUUCAUGUGAUUGUGUUUUAGCCUAUUAACCAUUUGUCAUUUAAAAUGGUGUACAAGACUUUCUGUAACUUUUUUUUCUGAGUCAUUUCUGUACUUUGUGUCGAAGUGGCAAGUGUAUAAAUAGAGUGACAAAUUAAUCUUUUUAUCUAUAACCGGCCCAGGUUGUCGUUGUUAGCCAUGUUUUAAUAACCAACCGCUGAGUUGUUGCUGAUGUACUUUUUAAAUUGUUCACAAGAAUUAAUGAACUUGGUGGAUUUCGCGAA